Messenger RNA from Schistosoma haematobium, 4885 nucleotides. It is a transcript of the gene UBQLN4, whose product is annotated as Ubiquilin-4. Bases 404 to 1675 code for a protein of 423 amino acids. The transcript is spliced from 12 exons. Gene Ontology annotation, cellular component: cytosol. The record is from RefSeq and is a predicted model, not a curated record. Gene Ontology annotation, molecular function: polyubiquitin modification-dependent protein binding. Gene Ontology annotation, biological process: ubiquitin-dependent protein catabolic process. Lineage: Eukaryota; Metazoa; Platyhelminthes; Trematoda; Strigeidida; Schistosomatidae.
AUGUCAAACUUCAGUCUGCGAAUCAAAGCUCCUCGAGGGGAGAAGACAGUUUCCGUCCCUAGUUCAUGUUCAGUUAAAGAAGUAGUCUUUUCGUUACCAUAAAUGUAUCUUAAUCUUAUCGCAGCUUCGAGAUGAAGCAUCAAAAGCGUUCGAGACUCCAUCAGAAAGACUCAUUCUGAUUUUUGGAGGCAAGAUUCUUAAAGAUGAAGAUACUAUUGAACAACUAAAAAUCAAGGAUGGGUUUAUUAUCCAUUUGGUGAUUUCGAAACAACAACAGCCCUCCCAGGUUAACCCAACAGGAACCUCUUCAGUUGUAACGGAUGUGGGCAAUAGACCAAGAGAAAGUAGGAGUCCAAGUAAUCCAUCACAAACUGGUGCUACUGGUGUGAACACUUUCGCCGGUAUGCAACAAGCUAUGCAGGCUCAAGUAAUGCAGAAUCCCGAACUUCUUCGCAACAUGCUAGACAGUCCUCUUGUUCAAUCUUUGAUGAGCAAUCCAGAGGUCAUCAGAAGUUUAUUUCAAGCGAAUCCUCAAAUGCGUGAUUUGAUUGAACGCAAUCCUGAGUUAGGACAUAUGCUUAACAAUCCAGAUCUUCUUCGACAGUCCAUGGAGAUAGCCCGCAAUCCGGCUAUGAUGCAGGAGAUGGUUCGUAACUAUGACCGAGCGAUUUCCAAUCUGGAAUCGGUACCCGGAGGAAUGAAUCAUUUGCAACGGAUAUUUCGGGAUAUCCAAGAACCAAUAAUGGAUGCAGCCUCAAGCAUUGGCUCCAGCUUAAGCGGUAAUCAGUCAAAUGGCAAUUCGGAGCAAAAUCCCUUCGCAAAUUUAGCAGGUGGUGUGCGACAAGGUGCUCCUGCCACUGAACCUAUGCCGAAUCCUUGGGCUCCAGCUACAAACAACUCAUCUACAAAUAACAAUACUACAACAGCACCUAGUUCGGCGAAUUCAAAUCGCAACAGUGAUUUUGUGCAAACUAUGCUAAACCAACUAUCUUCUAGUCCCGAGUUGGUAUCGAAUGCUUUUCAGGUCCCAUACGUGCAAGCCAUGCUUGAAGCAAUGAGUGCAAACCCUUCAGUUAUGGAAAAUCUAAUCAUGAAUAAUCCAAUGAUUUCUAGCGUUAAUCCAAAUGUACGUGAUCAAAUGCGACAAAUGCUCCCACAAUUAGCUAACCAGAUCAAUCAACCAUCAUUUAUGAACAUGUUAUCAAAUCCUCGUGCUCUCCAAGCUAUGAUGCAGAUCCAACAAGGACUUCAGACACUGCAACAAGAAGCCCCAGGUGUGUUAACUAGUUUAGGUAUGUCUGCACCUCCAACUGGUCCAGGUUCAGUUACAUCUGGUACAACCCCAACUUCAGAGACCCCGGCAACAGUUCCAGCUCCUGGAGACAACUCUGACUCCACAACAGCCGAUCGUACUAAUGAUACUACAGCCAAUCCACCUAAUCAAGCUGAAUUGACCACACUAUUAUCCAGUAUGCUGAAUAUGAUGUCUACCACUAAUAAUGGAUUGGGUGCCACAAACAAUGCUCCACCUGAACAACGAUAUCAAGCUGAACUUGAAGUUCUCGCUAAUAUGGGCUUUGUUAACCGAGAAGCUAAUUUGCAAGCAUUGAUCGCUACAUUUGGGGAUGUGAACGCAGCUAUUGACCGACUCCUUCAAUCAAAUCAGUCAAGAUAAUGACCCAGGUUGUUCACCCUAAAUAUCGACAUUAUGUAGUACUUAUUUCAUUUCUAGAGAGGAUAUGCGCUAAUCUUUGCGUUUUUUUUAAAAACAAAGGAGACUGUCAAUAUGUAUUUUUCAUCAGUAUAUUUUUGCUGUCACAGUUUUCAUAAACUGUUGCAUUAUAUGUACUUGUGUGCUGCUAUUCAACAGUUUUGCUUUUUAGACUUGUCAAAAGCCUUUUCAUUAUUGUUUUGUUUUUAUUCGCUUCUUAUUAGAACAGUUCGUAUAUGUGUUCUGCAUACUUUUUCAUUAAUUUUCAUAAAGUAUCACACAAACUGCGCACAUCACAGUAAUCAAAUCCUCUUCUACAUUUUAUUGUUUGUUUGUGUUUUUUCUCUCCCCCUCUCUUUUUUGUUAUACCCUCCAUUUCUCUUUUCCUUGAGUUGUCUGUCCAAUAUGUUUCUUUUUGUGUUUUUUCUUAAAGAAAAAAAGACAAUAUGCAAUUGUAUUUGUUUCUCUUUUUCUUUUUUUCCUUUUGAUUUAAUGUGUGUACUAGCUCUGUAUUUUGACAUGGUUACGUAGAGAAAGAAGAAAAAAAGAAAGAAAACAAGUGGGAAAUGUUUUUUUCUCUCAGAAAAAAAGUGUUUAUUCUCCCGAUGAUUCUUGAAUAUUCUUACAUAUGGUCAAUUGUGUUAACUUCAUUUACAUAUAUGUGGACCAUUUUAGUUAAAUAAGAAAAAAAAAAGAAUGUAAUUUAUAAUAUCAAAAAAAUAUAUGCAUAUAUAGACAAACAGUAUAUAAUUCUUUUAAAGUCAAAUAAAUGGUUGAGUUUGUGUUUAGAUAUAUGUGUGUAUGAGGUGUUCUUCAUGUUUUGUUUCUCUUCUUUUGAUUAGUCAAGGGAGCUUCGUCAGUUGAGAUGGCUGAGACAUGUGUUACGUUAUACUCAAGCACCGACUGCCUUGAUGAGGUGUAGGAAUUGGUUGGAAGGAAGCUAGGGACGGCCAGAUCAAAACAUGGCACAAAUCCAUGAACUGAGCCAUGUUGGUAGGUGUAGAACUGUCUGAUUGGGAUCCGCGAGACGAUAGCGACCGAUGAUUAGAGACCAUGAAUGAUAUGGCUCAAAAUGGUGCAGGUGCAUCUACUCUUUAUGUUCUCCCAAAUUCUAAUCUUCUGAAUUCUUCAUGUCCCUUGUUCUCUUUUCAGAUUUAGUUCACUGGAUUAUACUCCUUGACUAACAUCUUCAAAAUCUAAUCUUCGCGAUUACUGUUUGUACUUUUAUUACCUCUACCACUAUGGGAUUUGAAUGGAUAAUUGUAUCUCUCUGGUAAUAUGGUAUGGCAAUUCGAACUGAUGUAUUUGCGUACGAAGUCCUACGUUGUUGCUGACUGACUUGAUUAGUCAAUAGUUGGAUUCAUGAGUCAACUAAAGCUAGAUAAUCAUAGAAAACCUGGAAUCACUGGACGGCCGUUUCGACCUAUUGUGGGAUUCCUCAGUGGCAGUGCGCAAUCACGAUCCCACCUCACGAGAUUCGAACCCAGGAUCUAUCAGUCUCGCGAGCGAACCCUUAACAUCUAGACCACUGAACUGGCUGGCACCCAACGAUGUUAAUGUCUAACUUUAACCAAUCUACGAAAUUGAGCCACCGACCACCAUUGUCUUUGGUGAACAUACAAUUUGGAAUCAGUUUAAUUAAUAUUGACUAAACUAUUGAUAAUAGUAACUAGACAACAUAUUACAUACCCAUGCAACCAACUACCCACUCACUCACCCACUCACCCCCCCACACACACAAACACUCACAUACAUACAUACAUACAAGUACAUUUAUCAACAGAAGAAAACCGAUCAAUAAAUUAGUCCUCAUGACUAUAAUUAACCAUCGUAAUGAUAUAAUACAUUGAAUAAACAUAACAACUUAUGUAUAAUAUUAGACAAGUUAUUCUUUGUUGUUAAAUUAUGACUAUCUUUUAUUAUAAUUUACCUGUUCAGAUAAUGUACCUUUUCCUUCUAUAGGUGAUGAUGAUGAUGAUGAUGAUGAUGUCGAUGAGGAUGAUGGCGGUAGUGGUGGUGAUAAUGAAGUUGAAUUAGAUGAUAAUUGUUUUGAAUGAAUAGUAGAAUUAUCAUUGUUUUGACUUUGAUUCGAUGAAAUAUUUUUGUAUGAUUGUUUUUGUAUAGAAGAGAAUUGAUGAUGACGAGGAUGAAGACGAUGACGAAGAUGACGAUCAUGAAGUGUUUGUAAUUUCUUUUUCUUAUUCUUUUUUCUUUUCUUCAAUUUAUAUGAUCUUGUGAUAUCAUGAUCAGUAUUAUUAGACUGUUUCAAUUGUUUUGAUUGAUCUAAUAGGAUAGUUUGUAUUUGAUUAGUUAAAAUAAGAUCACCACGUAAAUUGUAAUAUUGAUUUAAUGAAUUUUGAUCAGUGAUUGUCAUUUCUGGUUCACUAUCUGAAUUUGAAUCUGAAGUACUAAAUUGAAAAGGAAAAUGGAAAAUAAUAAUCAUCUCAUUCAAGGGGAUAAUUAGUUGAUUACAUGAACUAUUUAAGGUUCAUUGAUGGAACAAAGUAGUUGUCAAAAUAUCAAGAAAAAAUAAGUCCAUCCUAAUAAUGUAAAGGAUUAAUGUCAGAUAUGGACGUCUACUUUUUCUCUUCUUGUAUUUUCUAGUUAUCGACUGGAUUCUGAAAACCUUGAUAUCUGAGGGAAAGCAUGGAAUGCAAUGGAGAGCUCGAAAUCAAUUAGAAGAUUUGGAAUUCGCAGACGACCUGACUCUUCUAUCCUAUACACAUGAACAAAUGCAGAUGAAGACAACUAGUGUAGCAGCAACUUGCGCCACAACAUACACAAGGAAAAUAGUAAGAUUUUCAAAGCAAGAUUUUACAGUGCGGAAAACACCAACUUAAUCAAUCUUCAUGGUGAAACUCUAGAAGAUGUAGAAACUUUCAUGUACCUGGGAAGCAUCAUUGAGAAACAAGAAGGAUCGGAUGCAGGCUUAAAAGUGACGAUUGGCAAAGCAAUGGUGGCAUUCCUACAGUUGAAGAACAAAUGGAAGUCAAAACAACUGUCUGUCAAUCAAUAUCAAAGUAACAAUCUUCAAUACGAACGUCAUGACAUCUAGUUACACUGUACGGAGUUGAAACUUCCAGAACUACUACAAUCAUCAUCAAGAAGGUACAUGUAUUUAUACACAGUUGUCUACGUAAGAUACUGAAUGUCCGUUGACUGGAUACCAUCAAC